GUCUUUCCUUCCAAGUUUAAUUUGUGGGUAAAAAAACAGCAAGAGUGACAGAGGUGAAGACAGGUUGUGAUGGCUGGUGAAGGAGAAAAUAUUGAGCUUAAAUUUCGUAUAUAUGAUGGAACUGAUAUAGCACAGAAUUUCUAUUCAUCAUCAACAACCAUUGCUACCCUUAAGCAGAAGCUAAUUGCUGAGUGGCCUCAAGGUAAAACAAUUACACCAAAGGUAGUAAAUGACCUAAAACUCAUACAUGCCGGUAAGAUUUUGGAAAACAACAAAACUCUGGCUGAUUCCAGAAUAACAUUUAGUGACAUCCCUGGAGGUUUUGUUACCAUGCAUGUUGUAGUACAACCUCGAACCACCAAAAAGAAAACAGAAAAGAACCAAGAGGAGAAACAAAAGACAAAUUCAUGUUCAUGCAUCAUUGUUUAGUUUCCCAUGAUGAAGUUCCUUUUUACAAUUCUUGUGGUUAUCUUUAUUUACAACAUAUGUAUGGCUUUGUCAAAUCCUUCUGGUUUGCUUAUUUUCAUGGUGGAAUCAAAUAUUAACAUUGUAAAACUGUAACCUCGACAACUACAAUAAAAGUGUUGUUGUAUGAGUCCAAAUUAGG
This is a messenger RNA of Vigna radiata var. radiata (mung bean), 607 nucleotides long. RefSeq names its product membrane-anchored ubiquitin-fold protein 6-like. Bases 70 to 429 code for a protein of 119 amino acids. Gene Ontology annotation, molecular function: protein binding. The record is from RefSeq and is a predicted model, not a curated record. The transcript is spliced from 3 exons. NCBI's taxonomy places the organism in Eukaryota, Viridiplantae, Streptophyta, Magnoliopsida, Fabales, Fabaceae.